This is a messenger RNA of Peronospora matthiolae, 918 nucleotides long. NCBI's taxonomy places the organism in Eukaryota, Oomycota, Peronosporomycetes, Peronosporales, Peronosporaceae. The record is from the annotation of a GenBank genome assembly.
AUGGACCGUUACGAUCGAGGCGACGUUUUAGGUGAGGGUACGUUCGGUAUCGUGUACGCAGCCGUGCAGCGAAGCACAGGUCGAAAUGUAGCCAUUAAGCAGUUCAAGCGCGGGAAAUUCAAAGACGGGGUGAACUUUACGGCGGUGCGGGAGGUGAAGCUGCAGGCCGAGCUCAAGCAUGAGAACGUGAUGGAGCUCCUGGAUGUUUUUGUUGCACAUGACACUAUGAACGUCGUGUAUGAGCUUUUGCCAAGCAAUUUGGAUGAUGUCAUUAAAGACAAAGCAGUCGUCCUCACGGCAGCUGAUAUCAAGUCGUACAUGCAGAUGAUGCUCCAAGGUCUUGCCUAUUGCCACGAGCAUUACGUGCUACAUCGGGAUCUCAAGCCUGAGAACUUGCUCAUUGGGCCCGAUGGACGCAUUAAAAUUGGAGAUUUUGGUCUCGCACGAGUCUAUGGCAGUCCAAAUCGCAACAUGACGUCAAUGGUGUGUACGAUUUGGUACCGUCCACCUGAGCUGCUCUUUGGAGCGAGGGAAUACAGUGGAUCUGUUGAUAUGUGGGGUGCUGGCUGCAUUCUCGCCGAGCUUAUGUUGCGAACGCCGUAUCUUACAGGGAUCAACGAGCUUGACCAGCUCGGCAAGAUAUUCCACGCGCUCGGUACACCGACCGAGGAAGUGUGGCCUGGUGUGACCUCACUGGCCAACUUUGUUGAGUUCACACCGAGCGCAGCUCCUCCACUGGCCUCUAUAUUCUCCGCAGCGUCAGAGGAUGUUUUGGACCUGCUGAGCAAGUUGCUGAAGCACAAUCCUGCUGAGCGGAUCACGGCGGCCGAAGCGUUGCAGCACCCGUACUUUUCGAACUCGCCAGCACCCACACCAGUCGAGAAGCUGCCGUCGACUGCUGCAUCGCCGCAGACCUGA